AUGUCGGUCGGCACCCCUUCCCUCACCCUCUCCGACUACUUGGAGAAGCAGCCCGGCACGAGCUUUAGAAAACUCUACCAGCAACCCUCCACCACCCUAGCUAUCUUCCGACGCAUGCUUCCCUCUCUCGCCAAGAACUUCGUGCGCAUGAUCCUCUACUUUGAGGGCCCGAUGCUCCUCUCCGACCUCGACAACCUUGUGCGCCCCGAGGCCAGGCGGAAGAAGGACCAGGCCCUGUCGAUCCUGCGAAGCCUGCACAUUGUCCAGAUCAGUGCGCUAAGUAAGGACAAGCCGCAAGAGAUGGUACUGGCGACGAACUUCAAGAAGUCUUUCCGGCUGGCGCUCGAAGGCGGGGGCGAUCACAACAGCUUCGGCGUACCCAGCGAGAAGCCCGUGGCGGCGGACAUCAACGUUGCUUUUCUCGACAGAUACGCGAGGCAGAAGUGGGAGGAUAUUCUGCACUACGUGGUGAACAGCGUUGGAUUCUCGUCGGGUCCGUCCGGGGCCGACUCUCACGGGCCUAAGAGGUCUGUCAAGGAGCUGCUGCUCGCUGGGCGGCUAGUCGAGAGACGGACGGGCGCCCCCGGCGGCGUUGGCAUCACACAGACCGGCUUCACGUUCCUGCUACAGGCGGCUAAUGCUCAGGUAUGGACGUUGCUAUUGCAGUGGCUGGAGGCGGUGGAUCAUGCUGGUGGUAGGGACGCAGGCAUGGACAGCGUCGACAUGCUGAGCUUCCUGUUCAUGCUCUCGACGCUCGAGCUGGGCAGAGCCUACGACACCAACUCUCUGACGGAGCAGCGGAGGAACAUGCUCCCGUCCCUCGUCGACUUUGGCCUCAUCUACAUCCCCAGCAACGACCCGUCUCAAUACUUCCCCACGCGCCUCGCGACGACCCUUACCAGCAGUGCUGAUGCCCUGCGGUCGGUCAGCGCGGGCUUCGACGCGGCGACUACGAAUGCCUCCUCGGCCAGCGGCCUACCGGGCGCCGGCACAGAUGUCAAGGGCAGCAUCAUCCUCGAGACCAACUACCGCCUCUACGCAUACACAUCCUCGCCGCUCCAGAUCGCCGUCCUGGCCCUCUUCACCAAGAUGAACAUGCGCUUCCCCGGAAUGGUCUCGGGCAAGCUCACGCGCGAGUCGAUCCGCCGGGCCGUCUCGUUCGGCAUCACGUCGGACCAGAUCAUCAGCUACCUCGCCGCACACGCGCACGAGCAGAUGCACCGCAGCGCCGCCUCGCACAGCCGCCCCGUGCUGCCGCCGACGGUGGUCGACCAGAUCCGGCUGUGGCAGCUCGAGAACGAGCGCAUGAAGAGCAACACGGGGUUCCUGUUCAAGGACUUUGAUACGGUUAAGGAGUAUCAGGCGCUGGUGCAGUACGCCGACGAGAUCGGCGUGCUGGUCUGGAGGAGCGACGAGAAGCAUAGCUUCUUCGUCACUAAGCAUGAGCAGCUGGCUAAUUUCCUUAAGGCUCGAAAGAAGGCAGAGGCUUAG
Molecule: messenger RNA, 1491 nt
Organism: Thyridium curvatum
Lineage: Eukaryota; Fungi; Ascomycota; Sordariomycetes; Thyridiales; Thyridiaceae
Exons: 1
Coding region: 1-1491 (496 amino acids)
Biological process (GO): nucleotide-excision repair
Cellular component (GO): transcription factor TFIIH holo complex; transcription factor TFIIH core complex
Molecular function (GO): double-stranded DNA binding; ATPase activator activity
Source: RefSeq, a predicted model, not a curated record